GUACUGUUGUGGGGAGAACUCCCAGUAGCCGGGUUCGGGUCAUUAUGCGGUGGCAGACGGGUUUGGAUCGACGGGUUAUCGUUGAGAUAUUUUAUUUUGGCGGAUAUUAUCCACUCCCGCCUGGAAUUGGAGCGCCACUUCGCUCAUUGCCGGUUCAAGACUUCCAGUGAUGCUUCCGAGCCCGUGCCUCCCGUUGCACCGUCCACCUUCCUUUCCCCUUAUCACCUGCCGCGUGUCUCCGAGCGUACCACGUCCCUCUCCUCCUCCUCCUCCUCUUCCGUCACCACCACCGCUAGCGAACCUCAGCGCAACCACCGUGCCCGCGCUAACGUGCGCCCUCCAGUGCAUUCACUUCCAAUCGUGCUCUGGGUGCACGCAAGAGUUCAAUCUCCACCGUCCAGUAAUCGUCGACGAGGCUGCUGAGUUUUUUAAGAGUCUUGGAGUAUCAGACUUCACUUUUGAUAGCUCUAGAUUGUGGGGAUGGAGGUGUCGCGCAAAACUGGCUGUUCGUGGUCCCUCGAAUAACCCUCUGAUUGGGCUUUACGAGGAGGGCACACAUAAUGUAGUAGACAUUCCCCAUUGCAAAGCUCAUCACCCAAGUAUUAAUCUUGCUGUUGAAUUAUUAAGACAAGGUAUUACUGAAUUGAAUGUUGAGCCAUAUGAUGAAGAUCAGGGGACAGGUGAUUUACGAUAUGUGCAGAUGGCGGUGACAACUUACAACACUUCUCUUCCUGCCUCAGAAAGAUACAUAAACGGUAAGGUACAAGUUGCUCUAGUUUGGAAUUCAAGAAAUGAGAACUCUCCAAAUUUUGACAAAUUAAAUGCCUUGGCUGAUUACUUGUGGAGAAAUGGUGGACGAAGGAGUGAUGUCAAUUUCAUUCACUCUGUAUGGGCUAACUUUCAGACAUCAACUAACAAUAUUAUUUUUGGGAAUAGGUGGAGACACCUUUUAGGAGAUAGAGACUUCUGGGAACAUCUUGGAGGAAUUGAUAUAGCCUUGGCUCCCUCCAGUUUUGGACAAGCAAAUACACGGGCUUUUGAUACUUUGCUGCGAAAAGUACAAAAAUAUGUACCUCUUGGAGCAUCUGUUGCUGAUUUGUAUGCAGGAGCUGGUGUGAUUGGGUUAUCAUUGGCUGCUGCUAGAAAAUGCAGAUCUGUCAAGUGUGUUGAGGUUAACAAAGAGUCAAAACUAUCUUUCGAGAAGACAGUUGAACGGCUCCCAAAUUCUGUAGAUGGCAGCAUCAGUUGGCAUCAUGCAGACGCUUCUGUUGAACCUCUUUCUUGGAUCAUGGGCUCGGAAGUAGUUGUUGUCGAUCCUCCUAGAAAGGGACUGGACUCUUCUCUUGUUGAUAUGUUACAAACUUUAUCAUCAUUAGAACAUAAAGCUAAGUCAUCAUCUGAAAGUAACUCGAAAGUCAAGGAUGAAAAAAGACCAUGGAUUUUACGUGCAAGGGAAGCCUCUGUUGAAAUCAGAGGGAAAGCUGCUCUAAACGACUCUCAGUCACUACCUCAAACCCUUAUUUAUAUAAGCUGUGGGUGGGAAAGCUUCAAGAAGGAUUGCAAGUUAUUGUUGUCUAGCAAGGAAUGGCACUUGGAAAAGGCUCAUGGUUUUAAUUUCUUUCCUGGUACCCAGAGCAUUGAGAUCUUGGCCAUAUUCAAGAGAGGCCGCAGAGCACCCCUUAAAAAGAAAAAAUCGGGAAAGAAGAAAAAACGAUCAUGAGGAUCAGAAUGGAGUUUUCUGUGAUCCUCAGAAGGACUAUAAAUUGCACACAGAAGAUGAAGAGAAACGGAAAAAAUCAAAUUGACAUGUGACAAGAAACAUCCGAGGAAUGGCUUCCACAGAAAAUUAAUCAAUAAUCGGACAAAUCUGUUGUAUUCUCUGUUAUAGUGCAAUGGGAAAUGGGAUGCACAUGGGAGCAAAAAGGCUUACAAAUGAAUAGCAUUUUAUAUCAAUCUUGUAUCUCACCAAUCUCCUGUAGAAUGUGAUGAAAGAAUGCAAAAUUCUUUGUAAAAACGAACUGAACUCGGAAAAAUUUUGCUCCAAGGAAAGAUUGCAGCAUCAUUUAUUUGUUUGAUAAAUUUAAUUUCGC
Manihot esculenta (cassava) is the source of this 2090-nucleotide messenger RNA. RefSeq lists its product as uncharacterized. The coding region runs from base 170 to 1720 and encodes 516 amino acids. Gene Ontology annotation, molecular function: RNA methyltransferase activity. Gene Ontology annotation, biological process: RNA processing. The transcript has 15 exons. The record is from RefSeq and is a predicted model, not a curated record. Lineage: Eukaryota; Viridiplantae; Streptophyta; Magnoliopsida; Malpighiales; Euphorbiaceae.